AUGUUAAAUCUUCAAAUAGAUUUUUCAGACAUGAAAAAUGCAUAUCUAUUUUUAUCAGUUUCAGCUUACCAAAAAUCACAAUUAUUUAAAUAUGCUUGGAAUAUACUGAAAUCUGAUCAUAUUUUAAUAAAUUAUUUUAAUAAUUUUGUUCCUUUUGCAGUUUGGAUCGCUUUAGAAGUAUUCAAAUCAAUUCCAAUCUCAGGUAAAAGAUGCAGUUCCAGUAGAAUACGAUUUACAAAUAUUCCUAAAUAUUUGAGUAUUUCAGACUUUAGAGAAAAUAUAUCAGAAGAGGAAAAGCUAGAAUGUGUCAUUGCUGAUGAAUUGAUAAAGCAAAAUCUCAUUAAGAUAUUCUAUCGAUCAAGCAAUAGUCAGAUUGAAAAUCUACUUUAA
Messenger RNA from Funneliformis caledonium, 390 nucleotides. The record is from the annotation of a GenBank genome assembly. Lineage: Eukaryota; Fungi; Glomeromycota; Glomeromycetes; Glomerales; Glomeraceae.